This is a messenger RNA of Juglans microcarpa x Juglans regia, 1051 nucleotides long. Its product is annotated as homeobox-leucine zipper protein ATHB-21-like. Gene Ontology annotation, biological process: positive regulation of DNA-templated transcription. Gene Ontology annotation, cellular component: nucleus. The record is from RefSeq and is a predicted model, not a curated record. Bases 138 to 794 code for a protein of 218 amino acids. Lineage: Eukaryota; Viridiplantae; Streptophyta; Magnoliopsida; Fagales; Juglandaceae. Gene Ontology annotation, molecular function: DNA-binding transcription factor activity, RNA polymerase II-specific; sequence-specific DNA binding. The transcript has 3 exons.
UCGCUCCUAAGACAUUCAUCAUUUCAUGGAACAAACAGUAUUGGCCAUUUGGGUCUGAUCAUUAAGAACAAGAAAGAGAGAAAAAAGCUCAUUUUUUGAGCGAGCCAGAGAAAGAAAAGGAGAGAGAGAGAGAGAGGAUGCCAGCAAACAUGAACCGUGAGGAUGAUCAUAUAGUACACUUCUCUCAAUCAUGCUACGCUGAUGCAUACACCCAAAUGGUAACCCAACAAGGUGAUCAGACGUCAAAACCAAUUCGACGACGCCGGAAGAAGAGUAAAGGAGGAAACGCUGGCGACGGAGGAGCGAAGAAGAGGAAGCUGAGUGAGAAGCAAGUGAAUCUUCUUGAGGUUCACUUUGGAAAUGAACAUAAGUUGGAGUCGGAGAGAAAGGACAGGCUUGCUUCUGAACUGGGUCUUGAGCCUCGCCAAGUUGCCGUUUGGUUUCAGAACCGUAGGGCACGCUGGAAGAACAAGAAACUUGAGGAAGAGUACUCUGCUUUGAAGAAAGAACACGAAAGCACGAUUUUUGAGAAAUGCCAGCUUGAGUCUGAGGUGUUGAAGCUGAAGGAACGGCUGUCGGAGGCGGAGAAAGAGAUUCAGCGGCCCUCCCAAUUACCGGCCGAGAUGGUUCCAAGUAACAGCACGAGUUCAUCACCGUCGGUGGACACCAUGGCCGGCGCCGGCCAACCAUUUCUUGGGGAGUGUGAGAUCAUGGAUACAUACACGGAUAUUUUUAACACCACAACAUUCUAUUACGCUCAUGCGGGCAUGGAUUGGAUCAGCCAGUAUAUGUAGUAUAUAUAGUUGAUGAUGCAGGAUGCAGCUCUUUAAUUUAGUAUUUUGUAGAUAUUGACAAUCUCUAAUGUAAUCAUGAUCAUGACUUUAAUUCCCCUCUUGAUCUCAAGCUAUCUAUCUAUCUAGCUAGUUAGUGUCUAAUUCUCUGAUCAGUCAUGUAUAAUUAUUAAUAGGACUAGAUGAUGAUUAGUACGUUCUAGUACUCUUGAUAUGUUAAUCAACUUAUAAUUUAGUAGUAGUUUGCUUGUUAACUGAAA